Molecule: messenger RNA, 472 nt
Organism: Rubroshorea leprosula
Lineage: Eukaryota; Viridiplantae; Streptophyta; Magnoliopsida; Malvales; Dipterocarpaceae
Source: the annotation of a GenBank genome assembly
CUCUCUCUCUCUAGUCUUUGGCUAGCUAACCUUCAAUAUAAUAUCUAGUCAAUCGAUCAUCCAAGUCCAACAUUUAUAUUGAUCGAUUUGGGCGCCAUGGCUAGAAGAGAAGCACCGUGGACAACGCUGUUUUCCGCCGUCUGCAUCGCGGCGUUGUUGGCAGCCCCCGGUGUGGAAGCAUACCUUUGCUUUGAGUCAAUAAAGGCUCUGCCACGGUGUUUUGUGGACUCUUGGAAGAACGUUUUCCACAAAUUCAAGUGGAACAGCUUAAGUAGUUGGACAGGAUUACUUGGGGGCGCCUAUAUUGACAAGUCGUGUUGCGUGGCUAAUCUCUCUCAAGCCAACGAUGAUUGCAUUUUCUCUUUAUUUAUGUUUGACUGGCAGAUAAAGGCUUAUCAAAAGGCACUUAAAACUUGUAAGGAGAGUGUAGGAUAUCAUUGAAAUCUUUAUUUAUUAAAGAUACCUACAGUAA